Elephantulus edwardii (Cape elephant shrew) is the source of this 600-nucleotide messenger RNA. RefSeq names its product COMM domain containing 2 (gene COMMD2). Lineage: Eukaryota; Metazoa; Chordata; Mammalia; Macroscelidea; Macroscelididae. The transcript is spliced from 5 exons. Bases 1 to 600 code for a protein of 199 amino acids. The record is from RefSeq and is a predicted model, not a curated record.
AUGCUGCUGGAGUUGUCGGAGGAGCACAAGGAGCACCUGGCUUUCCUGCCGGGAGUGGACAGCGCGGUGGUCGCGGAGUUCGGGCGGAUUGCGGUGGAGUUCCUGAGGCGUGGUUCCAACCCCAAGAUUUACGAGGGCGCCGCCAGAAAACUUAGUGUGAGUAGUGACACGGUCCAGCAUGGUGUGGAAGGAUUAACGUACCUUCUUACUGAGAGCUCAAAGCUCAUGAUUUCUGAACUGGAUUUUCAAGACUCUGUUUUUGUUCUGGGAUUCUCAGAAGAAUUGAACAAAAUAUUACUUCAGCUGUACCUCGACAACAGAAAGGAAAUCAGAACUAUCCUAAGUGAACUGGCACCGGAUGUUCCCAGUUACCACAAUCUUGAGUGGAGAUUAGAUGUACAGCUUGCAAGCAGAAGUCUCAGGCAGCAGAUCAAGCCUGCAGUGGUGAUAAAGCUGCAUCUUCAUCAGGGUGGAGAUAACACCACCCAGGUUCUGCAGACAGACCCAGCCACCUUGCUGCACUUAGUUCAGCAGCUGGAACAGGCUUUGGAGGAAAUGAAAACGAAUCACUGCAGAAGAGUUGUCCGCAACAUCAAAUAG